Molecule: messenger RNA, 4525 nt
Organism: Hydractinia symbiolongicarpus
Lineage: Eukaryota; Metazoa; Cnidaria; Hydrozoa; Anthoathecata; Hydractiniidae
Exons: 12
Coding region: 234-3110 (958 amino acids)
Molecular function (GO): GTPase activity; GTP binding
Source: RefSeq, a predicted model, not a curated record
CGGCCCCUCUGCUUUUUUGCAACAGGGGCUUUUUGAGGGGUAAUAGUGUAUGUUAAUUCGGGGCCGAGCAGUAGACCAGAAUUUGAAAUGUGAUAUAAGGAAAUGAAAAAGAAAGUGACGAUCAAGAAGAGCUUACUGUAUCUUUCUUCUUGUAGCUGCCCAAACUGUCAAAAACAGUUAAAACCAAGAAUUAUGUCGUAUAUUUUUACCAUCUUGUAAUUUGUUGAACAGCUAUGUCUAUGGCAGAAAGAAUGAUUCCCCUAAAGGUUGUUAUCAUUGGUGCUAGUGGAGUUGGUAAAAGUUGUAUUAUGACAAAGUUUUGCAAUGGCACUCUUGCUAAUGGUUCAACAGUAGGUUGUGACUUCAGAACAAAAACUAUGGAUCACAAAGGUUUUAAAUACAGGUUGCAAAUUUGGGAUACUGCAGGAAAUGAACGGUAUUGGACUUUGAAUACAUCAUAUUUUCGUGGGGCAGACAUGAUGAUCAUAGUUUAUGAUGUUGGUAAAGGCAGUUCUUUUGAUUUAAUUGAUACAUUUAUUUCUCAAAUUAAAAAGUACCAUAAAGAAGAUGUACCAUAUGCAAUUGUAGCAAAUAAAGCUGAUUUAGAAUGCUGGGAAGUUGAAGAAAAUCCGAAAGAUGCAACAAAAGGUCUAUUUUUUCUCAAAACAUCAUGCAAAACUAAUUUAAACAUCAACGAAUUAUUUCAAAGAGUUGUUGAAUGUUGUCAUGAUGCAAAGCAAGAACAGAUAAAACAGAAUGGUUAUGAUUCUGGCAUUCUAUCUAUCUCUGAAUGUGAUACACAACGCACUUCUAAGGAAAAUGUUGUGACAUUUGAGGGCAUUAUAAGGAAUCCAUGUUUAACCAACGUUCCAUAUGACUUAUCUAUUUCAGUUUGCGAAGCAUUAAUAAACUGCAGAAAGUCUGGCUUUCUAUCGAUGAAAAACAUUUUUAUGUAUUAUCGUUAUUUUUUUGUGAUGCGAGAAGAUAUGUUAUAUUGGUUUAGCAACAAUAAAAAUGCAACUUGUAUUGGUCAAUUGGAUUUGAAUGGGUGUGUAUCUGUCACACAUACAUGUCAAUAUAUUACCAUAAAGUAUUAUAGUGAACCAGGCAAAAGUAUCAGUAGUAUAUGUUUAUAUGCAUACAACAAACAAGAAUUCGAAGAAUGGUUAAAUUUGUUACAAAGUCAGAGUAGAGCUAAUGAAAACCUGAAAAACGAAAAAAACCCAGAUAUGAUUCCUUUGGAUAUUAUUGGAAAACUUCAGUUUCGAAAUGACGAAGAAAUAAAUGUGACUAUUUCAAAGCAAUCAGAUGAAGAAUGUGUGUUACAAUGCAUACCAAAAUGGUUUUUGGGUUUCUUAUUUGAUUAUUCCGCUUCAUUCCAAUUUCCACUAAAGAGUUUCAGGUAUUAUAAAGACAUAAAAUCAAGUGGAGAAUUUUUAUUGACUAGUACUGACGUUUACAUGAAGCUUUGGUUUAGACCAAAAUAUGAAAGGUUAUUUGUUUCAAAGCUAAAGUCUAUAUUUGGUAAAAAUUCAUUUGGUGGAAUGGUGACAACAUCUGUUUUAAAUGAAACAUUUAAAAUGAUCUACAAAAUUGCUUGCUUGCAGUUAAAUGUUGCUGCAGUCAGUGAGGUCGUCUAUAUCAUUGAUGAACAUAUCAAGGACAACAGAGAAAUACAUGACCUAUAUUUGCGUGGGUGUCCAAUUAUUCCACAAGACAUCUAUGCCAUUACUCAUGCUUUAUCAUUCUAUCCUGGCAUAACUUCAAUAAAUUUAAGAAAUACACACAUGACCAGUAAAGGUCUUGUGUACUUAUUAAAAGCACUUUGCAAGUACGAGUCAUUACUCAAUUUGGAUUUUGGAUUUAAUGAGCCUAUUGAUUCCCCUGAAACAAGAUCUGCAUUACAAGAGUAUCUUCCAAUUGCAAGUUUAGAAAGCAUAAAGUUUAUGAAUACAGAUGUUGGAAAUGAAACAUUUGAUGUAUUUUUUCAAGCUCUAAAGACUCACGAAACGCUUACUCAUGUUGAUAUUGGCUUUAAUUCUGUUGACGAUGUAAAUAGUGAUGCUAUUUCUCAAGUUAUUAUUCACAACACAAAGUUGGAAAAUCUAUCCAUGUGGCAUAGUCAUAUCACUGAGCACGGUGCCAUGGUAUUGAUAAAUGCCCUGAAACAACGAUCAGUAAAUUCACCAGAUUUGUGUCUAGGGCUGUAUGGUUCGCAAUAUAUAUCUGAAGAAACAUUAAAACAUUUGGACGAAUGUGCAAGGUUUAAUUGUAAAUCUGAAGUAGAGAAGGAAGUAAAGAUGGCAAAAACAGAGGGACAAAGUCUUCCAAAAACACUGUUUGAGUUUAUACUUGAAGGAGAUGAAAUGCAUCAACAAAACCUCAAAGAAAACGAAGUUGUAAAAGUAAAAUUGAAAGAAAAAAAUCAAAACGAAGAAAAAAUUGAACAGGAAAGAUAUGUUGGGCUGGCAUGUGGAAGUGAUACGGCUAAAUCCAAUAUUAAAAACAACUACUUCUCUCCGCUUGAUGAUCCAGAAAAAAUGGUGGCAUAUGUGUUGGACCAAAAGUUUAUUGGCGAAAGAGAAAAUGGGUCAUACUUUUCAGAGACACUGCUGGACAAUUAUGGUAAAGCGAAAGAAUUAUGGGCUUCAUGUAAUAGGUGCGAUCAUCCUGUGCUGGACGUGGUAGCAUAUUAUUGUAAUAAUAAAACACACAAGAACUUACUGGCUGAUGUAAACACAGCUUUAAAAGAAUGUCGAUUUUUUGGACUUGUGAUUGAUGAAGAAGAAAUUCAUCCAGUUCAAGAAGUUGAGGACUCCAUUGAUCUUCCGAAAUUUAAGGAGAAAAAACGACAGAUAUUUUCAAUGAUAUCAAAUCAAAUUGGUUUCGAAGCAAGGUAUUUGUCUCAUUUCCUAUUGGACUUUGAUGACGUUCUCACUAUAUCAGUUGCUAAUGAGGGAAAUGUGACGGCAUACACUAGUGACGUUCUGGCAAGGUGGUAUAUAAAAACGAAAAAAGAACUGCGAACUUGGAAAAACUUGCGAAGUGUUCUAAAGUUCUUGGGUAAAGGUAAACUGAUUGAAGAUAUUGAAUUAGAUUUUAAGGACUGAACCUAAUUAUUUUAAGUGUUUAUUCUAUGAUUUCUUUUCUUUUAAAAAUUAUCACUCAGACAUCUAACAAACUUGACUUUGGAGUCUUUUUAAUUAUCUUUAUUUUUUAUGUGGGUAAAACUAUAUUUGUGUGGCCUAAAAUGGUCCACACUUAAAGAACUCUUUUAUGCUAUGUCAGUAUUUAUUUUGAUUAAUUAUUUUUUUAAAAGAUUUAUGUCCACAUUCUUUGCAUUUAUUCCUUAGGUGUGUAUUUAAAAUUUUGUACAUAUAGCAUUUUAGUAGCAUAUAUUUUAUAAGCUUGUAAAUAUGCUCACUUCUAAUUGUGUAUUAUAGAUAUUUUUUAAGGAAUUUAUAGAAUUUUAAUAAACACCAUGUUAUAAAUAUUCCAGCAGUGAAUAGUUUUGAAUUUUAAUCGUUGUAAAAAUGUUAUGUUUUAGUCCAAGAUCAAAUAUUGUUUUUUUGAGCACAAACAAAAUAAACAGUGCUGAAACAAUAAAACAUUUUUUAAAUUUUACAAUUUUUCAAAAGAAUACACUUAACAAUUUUCUUACAAAUCACUUAUUUGUUAUCUGGCAUAGUAAAUAGUACACUUCCUAUUUAUUUAUACUUGUCCAGAACUGUACUCACAUAUUGUAAAUACUUGCACAUAAUAUCUAUAUAUCUAUAUAUUAUAAAUGUUUGUAUCACUUUUUCACCCUUUGGUUGGUCUUAUUCAAAAAAAAAAGAAUUUACAUCAAUCAAUCUGACUGCCGAUGUGAAAAGUCUGUGCUAAAACUAUUUUUUAAAAAAACACGCCAAUAACUUUAGCUUCUGGUUAAUUGUCAAGUCAGAAAAUCUACAAUGUAAUCCACUUUGCAAAAGUGACAGACAGACACACGGAACUGGCGUAUUAUUAUAGAGACUAGUCGAUAAAGCCCGUGGAAAAAUCCACUUAGGCAGGAGGACAAUGUAAAAAUUGAUUAUUUUAGACUUUUUGCUGACGUCAGCAGUGCAGAUACAAAAAAGAAUUAGCGAAGUUUAGUUUAUUGGUUGCCUGUAAUGUGUAGAGGCUAAAACCCUCAUGAGAAAAAUGUAUAGGAUCAUGGGUUUUCGACGAACGUAAAAGGAAAUAUAAGGGUUUGAAAAUUUGGCUGAUGUCAGCAAAGACCCGCAAUCACACAUAAAAUUUUUUUCCAGAAUUUUAUAUAUCUAAUGUCUUCAUUGUAUAGAUCUUGAAAAGCUGAUCAAGAAAAUGUAUAGGAUUAUGUACUUUUGACAAACAGUUUCAGAGAUAUUAAGGUUUGAAGAUUUUUUGAUGACGUCAUCAACCCGUCCAUUCCGAAACGGAUUCGGGGACCCAGGUUUGGGAAAAUAACCCAAAUUGGUCCUAGGUGGUCCCUAGUUACCCACGCGGUGAAAAAUCAUUGACGUCACCA